Molecule: messenger RNA, 786 nt
Organism: Prunus armeniaca (apricot)
Lineage: Eukaryota; Viridiplantae; Streptophyta; Magnoliopsida; Rosales; Rosaceae
Source: the annotation of a GenBank genome assembly
AUGGAGAAGGCCUACAAGUGUAAAUAUUCAAAACCUUCGAGUUACAACAUGCCACAGCCACUCGUUGAUGUAUGGGGUGGUGGUCCAGGCAACGAAGUCAUUCUUGAAAAGGACAAUGCUAUUGUCUUCACGGACGAAGACAUGGAGGUCCCGUAUUCAGAUCAUAGGAGGCCACUUUACUUAGAGGGAGAGAUCAAUGAUGUGUUUAUAAGAAGAGAUUUAGUAGACAUAGGCUCUUCUGUCAACAUAUUGCCUCUGUCAGUGCUUAUGGCGGCUGGUAUUCCAUUAUUUGAAAUAGUGCAAUCUCAAACAAGCAUCAGCGGUUUCGGGAAUAAGAGUGAGGUCACAGUUGGUCACAUGCAAGUAAACUUGAAGGUAGGGCCAAUCCGGUCACUUACUAAGUUCUAUGUGGUAGAUGUGGAUGUGGCUUACCAUGCUUUGCUCGGAAGGCCAUGGCUUAACAAGCACAAGCUUGUGGUUUGGGGGCUCAACUGCAUUCUAUGGGAAAGCCCCGAGUAUGGAGAAGAAGUGAUGCAAACGAACAGCCAUAAUGGUCCCAACCACAAAGCACCCAUGCCUUGUGCUUUCCAGGAACCUGAGACAGCACCAAAGCAUAUGCAAGAUGGCUCAACAGCAGUGGCUGAGAAGCUGGAAACAAUCAAUUUGAGUGAUGAUUCUUCUACCCAAAGACCCAUCUUCAUCAGCAUUCACUUGACAAGUGAAGAGAAGGAAACGUUGAAGUCUUUACUAAAGGAAUUCCGCGACGUGUUUGCUAGGAGCUACUAG